UCUGUAGAAAGAAGCUGUUGACGAUUCGCGUAACCACAUGGCACAGAGGAGUAAUUAGUACUAUAGUAGUGCUAGAGGCUAAAAGAGAAGAAAUGAGAGUGAAAGUGCUCCACUUCAUUGUUCUAACCUUCACAGCAUACUUUGCCUGGCUGGGUAGCUUUCUACUGGAGUCCCUCUACCAGGGCCUGCCCUCUGAGGAGGCUAUGAAAGAGAGGAACAGACAGAAAGGCAAUGAACCACCAUUCCCAGGGGCUGAGAACGACAACAUCAUCUGGUUCCUGCAGAUAUCUGAUAUUCAUCUGUCUCACUAUCGCAAGAAUAAUGUGUCUGGUGCUUUUCGUUACUUUUGCUCUGAAACUCUGGACACCAUUCGACCCUCGGUAGUCAUGGCGACUGGUGACAUCACCCACGCCAAGUACGCUGAUAGUCGGUCGUCGAAACAGUUUCAAAUUGAGUGGGACUGGUACAAGGAGAUACUGAAUGAGUGCAGUGUGAGAGAGAAGGUGGCCUGGCUGGAUAUCAGAGGGAACCAUGACAAUUUUGAUGUAGUUAACCACGACCACGACUCAAACAUAUUCAGGGACUUCUCCGUGUCUGGUGAGGCCCACGGCUCUCAGUCGUACCUCUAUACACACAACACAUCUUUCGGAGGGUACAGUUUCAUUGGUAUGGACGCCUGUCCCAACCCCGGACCAAGGAGACCAUACAACUUCUUUGGCAUACUCCACGAUGAAGACCUGCAAGUUCUCAGUCGUCUUUCCACUCUGGCCAAACAACGCUCCAACGCCACGAUGUGGUUUAGUCACUAUCCCUCCUCUACCAUUACCACACAUCGGCACGGAGACCUGCGGACUCUCAUGGCCUCCUCUGUGGCCCAUGUGUGUGGUCACCUGCACACUGCAGCCGACUUUGUGUACAAGAUGUACGGGAUACACCCCAGUGGACACUUGGAGAUGGAGCUCAUCGACUUCACUGGAAACAGACGUUAUCGUCUGAUGGCGUUUGACCACGAUCUCUUCUCCUUCACGGAUACCACUCUCACUCAAUGGCCGCUGGUGCUCAUCACUAACCCAAAGGAUGCUCAUUUCUCACUUCCCUCACGAGAACCGUUAGGACGGAUGGCCCACUCCACACACAUCCGAUUCCUGGCCUUCUCUACUAGUCCAAUAAUCGAAGUGAAGGUCUGGGUGGACGAGAAGCCAUUGGGCAUGCCCAGUAGACAGGGGGAGGGGCCUCUUUACGCAUUACCAUGGUCACCCGAUAAGUACAGCACCGGACUCCACAAGAUUAUGGUUACAGUUAAGGACUCUAGUGGCAGAGAGGCUAGAGUGGAGCAGGUCUUCUCCCUGGAUGGGACCACAGCCUCUCUGGACCUCCUCCCACAGAUGCUGCUCCUCCCCGACCUACGAGCACUGACCAGAGUGGGUUUCCUGUUCCUGUGGAUGAUGGUGGUGGUGUCACUACUGUUAGCUUGGUGCAAUCAUGGACACCCCUCACAAGUGUACCCUAUUGUGAAAGACAAACUGACAUUUUUCACACUGCUCUGCUUUGAAAUCUACUUUGGGAUUGGGCCGUGGUAUGUUGCCGAGGUGUUGACGGGAGCCUAUGGGUUUGUAGGGGCACACGGAGUGUACGUGAGUGGUCACUUCCUCCCCGGGUCCAUGACAUACCUCUAUGGAACAGCGCAGAUGGUACUGUUUCACAUUCCUUUCAUCUUCUACCUCAACCACAUCAAAUCACACGACCGUCAUGUGACUAGCCUGAAGGGCAAGCUCUUCAACGGUGGCUGUCAUGUGAUCAUGUUCCUGCUGUGGCUCCUCCAGGCCUCGUGGGCUAUAACCAUAUAUGUCUAUGGCUGGGUGGCUGUCGUCCUGAGCCCUGGAGUUGUGUGGAUUGUACCAAUGAGCUUAGCUCUCGUGUGGAGGGCUAGAACUCACAAAGUUAGAAAUUAAAAAUGUUGUAUUAUUUAUCAUCAGGAAAUCAUAUAAUUUAUAAUUGUAGGGUUUGCUUUAGUAGCUAGAGAUCAUAAUCAUUAUUAUGUCAUUAUCAAAAUUAAUUAAUUUUGUCCAACAGUGCAAAGCAUUGAAAUUGGUCAUGAAAAAGUUAACAA
Molecule: messenger RNA, 2110 nt
Organism: Halichondria panicea
Lineage: Eukaryota; Metazoa; Porifera; Demospongiae; Suberitida; Halichondriidae
Product: transmembrane protein 62-like
Exons: 11
Coding region: 93-1952 (619 amino acids)
Source: RefSeq, a predicted model, not a curated record